AUGCACGGGACCAUCAAUGGGGCCGUCGGUUUCGCUGCCUUCUGCGCGGCCUGGCUGAUGCUGGAGCUGCAGCGGGGCAAGGGUCUCGGCGAAGCUCUCCGGUCCUGGUGGCUGGAGCCCGCCGUGGCCACGCUGUCCUUCGCCGUGGCGAUCGCGAUCUUCGACAAGAGGGAACGCGACAUGGGCCUCGGCGAGGAGGGCCGCAUUUCCACGCUGAGGCCAGGGCCCGAUUUCGUCGCCCCUGGCUCUGUCAAUAUGCUGUUUGUCGCGGGCGUCCUGUACUGGGCUGGCAUAUGUGUCUGGGUGCGGUUGGUCCCAGCUGUUGAGGACAUCCCGGAUGGCUGGCCCGAUGGAUUCCAGGGCGCGGUUUAUUUGAUCUGUGAGGUGUGCGCUGGCAUUUGGGCUUACGAUUUUAUCUUCAGCUUCGUCCACCUAGCCGCCCAUCACCUCGGGUGGGAUUCGCACCAGUACCACCACCUGAAGAAGCUGGACAUUCGGGCUCGGGACGUGCUAACCCACUCGCCCUCUGACGGGGCUUUGCAGGUGCUGGUGAAUAUCAUCGUGCAGCGUCACACUCCUUGGGGGGGAGCGAAGUCGCGUCUGGCACGCAUCGUGCACAACGUGGUGGUGACGUGGAUGCUGACGGAGAGCCACAGCGCGAGCCCAUCGCCGAACGUUGCGAGGAGGAGGCGAGAGGCCCCAGACGGGCAUUCGUUCGAGGUGAACUCCAGGGGGAUGGAGUUCAAGAGGCUCGUCGCCUUGGCGACGGGGAGCUCGAGGGCGAGGCGCUCGACGUCGUGA
This is a messenger RNA of Prorocentrum cordatum, 801 nucleotides long. NCBI's taxonomy places the organism in Eukaryota, Dinophyceae, Prorocentrales, Prorocentraceae. The record is from the annotation of a GenBank genome assembly.